Messenger RNA from Phytophthora infestans T30-4, 2276 nucleotides. RefSeq lists its product as uncharacterized. NCBI's taxonomy places the organism in Eukaryota, Oomycota, Peronosporomycetes, Peronosporales, Peronosporaceae. The record is from RefSeq and is a predicted model, not a curated record. The coding region runs from base 1 to 951 and encodes 316 amino acids. Gene Ontology annotation, molecular function: protein binding. The transcript has 2 exons.
AUGAAGUUCAGGGCAAAGCUAGUGCUUCUAGUGCUCGCUCUGGCUGCACAAGUGGUCUGCUGUACUGUGUCUCUCGUUCGAGAGGACUUGAAAGAAGUCGCAACGCCGCGGGGGUCUCCAAUUGACGAAGGUUCGAUGCAGACGAUAUUACACGGCGUCCAACAAGAGCUACCCGAGUCAUUGUACCUGUUGGCGAUGAUGAAAUUCUACGGCCACGGUGUCGAUCAAAAUGUGGAAGCUGCAGUGACGUUGCUGAGCAGAGCAGCGGAGCGUGGUCAUCGUGACGCUGAAUUCGCUCUUGGCGUGUUGUAUGGGCGGGGAGAGGGCGUUGUGCACAGUGACACUUUGAGUGCCUCGUGGCUCGCAAAGAGUGCUGCACGCGGUCAUAUUGACGCGAAAUGGAUGCUAGCCGCGAUGUACAACGAAGGACGAGGAGUUGAUGAAGACGUACAUCGUGCGGUUAAGUUACUGCAGGAUGCAGGGAAUCCUCAAGCCAAGUUUCAUCUCGGUGUCAUGUACGAGUACGGUCGUGGCGUAGCACAGAACUUCAAGACUGCAGCCGAGUUAUACCGCCAAGCUAGCGAGCACCAAGUACCCGACGCGUUUUACAACCUCGGUCUGCUGCACCUUCAGGGUCGAGGUGUAGAGCAAAACUUUGAACAUGCACGGGAGUAUUUUCAACAAGCUGUGGAUCUUGGCAGUGCGCAAGCCAUGUACGCUCUGGGUCAAAUGCACGUCCACGGUCAAGGAUCAUCGAUAGACUACUCGCAGGCGCUCUACUGGCUCAAGCGUGCCGCUGUACAAGAUGACGUCCGAGUCAGCUCUACCGCGCACACCGUGGCGAACGAGAUCGAGCUCGUGCUUAGUCAAGCGGAGCUACAGGUGCAGCACAGCGAGCGAUUACUUGGAGUACCCAUUCGCGUACAAAUUGGUACAAUUGACGGAAAUUGAUUAAAAAAAGUGUUCCAUCAGCUUAAAUUGCUGCGUAUAUUGGGUCUAUCAAUCUACGAGGACUUGGGCUCGGCGGCAAGCGCGCGCUCCAGGUCGGCAAUGAUGUCCGGGAGGCCCUCGAUGCCGACGGACAGACGGAUAAGGCUGUCGGAGAUGCCGAUCUCCUUACGCACCUCAGGGGGCACCGAGGCGUGGGUCAUAAUAGCGGGGGACUCAGCCAGCGACUCGACGGCGCCAAGACUCUCGGCCAGAGUAAACACCUCGAGGUUCUCUAGGAAGGCGCGAGCCUUCUCCAGACCGCCGUGCACGUAGAACGUCACCAUGCCGCCGAAACCAGACGCCUGUGUCUUGGCGAUCUCGUGCUGCGGGUGGGACUUGAGACCCGGAUAGCACACCUUCUCGACGGCAGGGUGAGCCUCCAGGUACUCGGCAACAGCCUGUGCGUUCUUGGCGUGAGUAGCCAUACGCACGUGCAGCGUCUUAAGACCACGCAGAGCCAUGUAGCAGUCAAAAGGAGCGGGCACAGCGCCGAUGCCGUUCUGGACGAAACGCAGCUUAGUGUUAAUGUCUUCCAAGUUAGUGAUCACCACUCCACCCACAACGUCGCUGUGGCCAUUGAUGUACUUGGUGAUACUGUGCACGACAAUGUCUGCGCCCAGAGUCAGAGGGUUCUGGAAAUAAGGCGACAUGAAGGUGUUGUCCACGACCAGAAGCAGGUUGUGCUUCUUGGCGAACUCGGACACAGCGCGGAUGUCCGUGAUCUUAAGUGUCGGGUUGGUAGGAGUUUCGAUCCAGAUGAGUUUGGUCUUGCCAGGACGCAACAGCGUCUCGACCUUGUUCAGGUCGCUGAAGUCCGUGAAGUCAAAGUCGAUAUUGUAAGUAGGGUUGACCGUCUGGCGGAAGUAGCGCUGAGUGCCGCCGUACACGUCGUCAAUGCACAGCACGUGGUCUCCGUGCUUCAUCAGGUGCGUCACGGCCGUAGUGGCGGCCAUACCCGACGAGAAGCACACAGCGAAGCGGCCCUUCUCGCAGGCAGCCAGCGCACGCUCCAGAGCGCCACGCGUCGGGUUGCCCGUGCGCGAGUACUCCCAGCCCUUGCCGAACGAAUUGUCCUGGUUGCGACCAGUCACCACGCCAGGGGACGCCUGCGCAAAGGUGCUGGCAAGCGUGAUGGGCACAGCCACGGCGCCCGUGUGCUCGUCCGGGGCCUGGCCCUCGUGGAUGGCCGUAGUGCCGAAGCCGUGGUGCUCGUCGACGUACUUGGAGGCGGCGCUGCUCAUUCUUUGAUCGGGUGGAUGGAAGUCACUUGUGCUUGAGGAGGCAAC